UUCCUCAUUAACUUAACUACCAAGUUUCCGAGGAAAUAAUUAAGGAUCUGGUCGGUGAAAUAGAUCUUGUCCAAAACGCCAAUACCAAGUAUAAGAGUUUGCCAGGCCACUUGAAUUGCCAGUACUACCUAAACCCAGAAAUCAAGAACUGAAGGAGAAGAUGAUGGGGGAUGUCUGGUCUCAGCUAGGCCCUUCACUUGCAACACUCAUGUUCAUCUGGACCUUAUACCAGAACUAUUUCCCAGAUCAACUUCGCACUUAUAUCAUCACCCAUGCCCAAAAACUUUACUCCUUUUUCUACCCAUACAUCCACAUCACCUUCCAUGAAUUUGAAAACGAAGAGCUCUUCGACCGCAGCAAAGUGUUCAUGGCGAUUGAGAGGUACCUAAGCUAUAACUCCUCCAAAAACGCCAAGCGCCUGGUGGCCAAAGGCGUCAAAGACAGCACCCAGGCGCUGGUUCUCAGUAUGGACGACCACGAAGAGGUGACCGAUGUGUUUGAAGGGAUUAAGGUUUGGUGGAGCUCCGACCAGCACCCUCCCAGUCGCCAGACAAUCUCGUACUUCCCUAGGGAGGACGAUCGGCGGUUUUUCCAGCUUAAGUUUCACAGGAAGAACCGAGAGAUGAUCACUGGGUCUUACCUGAAACAUGUUUUGGACGAGGGAGAAGCCAUGGCUGUGAGGGACAGGAAGCGGAAGCUUUACACCAACAACAAGAGUGAUGACUGGCAUGGGUGGAGGAGUACCAAAUGGAGCCAUGUGAUCUUCAAGCACCCUUCCAAUUUCAACACUUUGGCUAUGGAACCAACCCGGAAACAGGAAAUCAUGGAAGAGCUUCAUAAUUUCACAAACUCCAAGGACUAUUAUGCCAAGAUAGGGAAGGCCUGGAAGCGGGGAUAUCUCCUCCACGGCCCGCCCGGGACAGGGAAGUCUAGCAUGAUCGCCGCCAUGGCCAAUCUUCUGCAGUACGAUGUGUAUGAUCUAGAGCUCACGGCGGUGAAGGAUAACAGCGAGCUGAGGAAGCUGUUGAUAGAAACUUCCUGCAAAUCCAUCAUUGUAAUCGAAGAUAUCGAUUGCUCUCUUGACCUAACAGGGCAGAGGAAGAAGGAGAAAAAAGAAGAACAAAAAGAAGAGAAAGAUCCAAUCAAGAAGGAAUUACUCAAGGAAACAGAGGAGAAGGAGAAGGGCAGUGAGGUGACUCUAUCAGGCCUUCUAAACGUCAUCGAUGGACUCUGGUCAGCCAUUGGAGAAGAAAGAAUCAUAGUUUUCACCACCAAUUACAUCCAAAAGCUCGACCCUGCUCUGAUUCGGAGAGGGAGGAUGGACAGCCAUAUUGAGCUCUCCUAUUGUUGCUUUGAAGCUUUCAAGGUGCUGGCCAGAAACUAUCUGGACCUUGAAUCCCACCAACUUUUUCCAGAAAUCAGAGCUUUGCUGGGCGAAACUAAAAUCACCCCUGCAGAUGUUGCUGAGAAUUUGAUGCCCAAAUCUGGUAGAGAGAAAGCAGAGACGUGCCUGGAGAGAUUGAUCAAGGCCCUGGAAGCUGCAAAAGAAGAAGCCAGGUUGAAAGCUGAGGAAGAAGAGAGAAGCAAGGCUGCAGCAAAGGAAAAGGAAGAAGCAGCUGCAGAAGACACCAAGAAAGCUGAGAGCUUGGUUAAGGGAAAUGGCGAUACCAAGAAAAGUGACACCAUUGUUAAAGAAAAUGGUGAUACAAAGAAUGAUAAUUAGUAGAUUGGUGGAGUGUACUGUAUUUGUUUGCCCUUUAUUACAACUUUGAUUCAAAUCAGAUUGCGCAGAUCUUUGAAGUAAUAAUUCUCUUAGCUUUUGUGUUUAUUU
Molecule: messenger RNA, 1831 nt
Organism: Ipomoea nil (Japanese morning glory)
Lineage: Eukaryota; Viridiplantae; Streptophyta; Magnoliopsida; Solanales; Convolvulaceae
Product: AAA-ATPase ASD, mitochondrial-like
Exons: 2
Coding region: 161-1723 (520 amino acids)
Molecular function (GO): ATP hydrolysis activity; ATP binding
Source: RefSeq, a predicted model, not a curated record